This is a messenger RNA of Heterobilharzia americana, 1561 nucleotides long. NCBI's taxonomy places the organism in Eukaryota, Metazoa, Platyhelminthes, Trematoda, Strigeidida, Schistosomatidae. The record is from the annotation of a GenBank genome assembly.
UUCUGUUAUCACGAGUUUAACACUUCUGUCAUGGGAAUAAUGUUCGUCGUUUUAGGUGGUGGUUAUUCAACUAACUACAUUAUUAUAUUACAAGGAGAGUGAACCAAUAAAGAACUGACCAAUCAGUACAGAUACAUAGUCAACAAAAAUACCACGAUUCAUUUUCAUCCCUAUAAAGUCAACAGAAUUCAUCAUUGAAUUAUUAUCCUUCCCAUUGAUAAAUGUACAAAUCAUGAAUCUACAAAAUUAUAUUAAUCCACCUAAAAAUUUUGUUAAUGAAAUAUACCCAGUUAUAAGUGUUGGACGGCAUAGUCGUGAAUACUUGGAUCCAUUCGACAACAACUUAGACUACCCACCUUUCUCGAAACCAAGUCCUUUGGAAUGUUUGAAACAAUCAUGUGCACAUAUCCUACAAAACACACAUCCAUUACCUUAUAGCGAAAUUCUGAAUGAAGUGUCACAUAAACUCAAUCGAAAUAACUAUUAUUUUCCUGAUUUCUUACUAAAUUACAAUGGGACUGAAUCUAAACGCUGUAUGAAGUCCUCAUAUAAGAAAACUUGCGGCGAAUCUUAUAGCUCUUCACCACCUAAUACACAAAGUUUACUGUUUAUUUCACGAAGACGAAAAGCAUUUCGGUCAAACAAUACAUACAAACGACUAAUUGAUUCACGAAGGAAAACUUUACCAUUCAGAAACUCUAAUAAUCGAAGAUCCCAAUUGAUUCAAUCUAAAGAUGAUGCUCUAAAACCUAGUCAGUUAGUUCUUAUAGAUCCACUAAAUAUUGAUGAGUCUGUAUCAUGUGUAGAUAAAUCAGUGUAUAAGCUUACUCCUGCAACCUGUUCAAUCAAUCAAUUAUCAACUCAAAAUCAUUAUUCCUCAUCGACAGUUGAACCGUAUUUGCAGACUGAUCUAAACAACAUACAUGAAAAUUGUACAUGUACAAUUUGUAGUCGAAUGCAAAUGUUCAAUACCUUAUUAAAUUCAUGGAGUGCAGUGAUUAAUUUUAUUUAUAAUUUUCACACUAAUACAAUUUUAAAUUCAAAUGUAUCUAAUAUUCCUGUGAUUAAUUUAGAGAACUCAGUAAAACAAAACAGCUCAAACACCUCUGGAAUAAAUAUUAAUAAUAAUUCAAGUCUUUUAACGACUGAUGGUCAAAAUGAUUCAAUAUUCAAUUCACAGAAUUCCAACUCCAAUGAUCCCAUCUGUUUAACAAAGGACAUACCGCCAAAAUAGACAGAGUGAAGACUACGAGUAAUAUUGAUCAUUGAAAGAAAAAUUAGAAUACCUAGGAAUUGCCUAGUACAACGAAACUAAUUCUGUCUAGGAAAUAAAUGCAUAUCCUUUUGGCCUUAACUGUGAUGAUGUUGACCUAACGUUGAAAUCUAAACCAAAAUGCACUAAUGAAGGGACGGAUUCACUCUUAUUUAUUACUGAAACAAAAUGAAUGAGUCAGAUAGCUUUUUUUCCGCUUAAUAUACAUCUUUGUUUAAAUUACAGUAUGGUUUUUGUCCGCUUUAAAAAUGAUUGCUUUUCCUCGUUGACAAAUUGCUUUAUUGAAAU